UAUCAAUUUUAUUUUGAGGUUAUGAAAAUUGUUUUCAUCGUAUUCAUAUUUUCAUAAGUUAGUAUUGAAACCUGAAACUAAAAGUUCGAGUUAUUCCACAGAAUAGAUUGAAUACUACUUUAAACCAUAGAUAUAAACUAUGCUAUAAAUUAAUCAGCUUUAUGUUGGUAAAUGUAUGUGAACCUUAACUGUAAUUUAUGUGUUAAAAUAAACAGAAAAUAUUAAUUCAUAUGGGAUAUAGUGUUUAAAUUUUAAAUUAAUUCUGUUUUAAAUGGAAAUGUUUUUGUUUUAAAUCUUGAAUUUCUUGAAUUAAAAACAAUUCCGUGUUGAGUGCAAAACGAGUUAACUGCAAUGGCUCAAGAAAAAGUUUUAGAAAAACCUUUAUUACAAUUCGUCUUGCGUGCACAAAAAGUUGAAGGCCAGGAUUUAGUCGAAAUUAUUAAACAAGCUUUAGAUUGUGUUGAUACAUUCGUGUUUGCUGAACUCUUAGAAUGCCCUAAUGUUGUUGCACUUGAGAACACUCCUCAUGCUCCAUACUUACAUGUAUUGCGUUUGUUUUCACAAGGUACGUAUUUGGAUUAUUUGAAUAAAAAAGAAUAUUUUCCAGAACUCAGUAUAUCUCAAACAAAAAAACUGAAAUACUUAACUAUUGUUACUCUUGCCAAUAAAAUGAAGAGGAUACCUUAUGAUAUUCUUUUAAAAGAAUUAAAUGUUAAUAAUGUUAGAGAUUUAGAGGAUUUAAUAAUUGAAGCAAUUUAUUACAAUGUGGUCAUGGGUGACCUUGAUCAAAAGAAUGGUUAUCUGGAAAUUGAUUCGACAGUUGGAAGGGAUGUUGGACCAAAUGAUAUUGAUGUUAUGAUAGAUAUAUUACAACAAUGGAAUGAAUCAUGUGAGAGUGUUCUAUCCACAGUUCAAGCCCGUAUUGUUGAUGCUAAUCAAACAAAACAGAAUGUAUUAAAACAUCAAGCUGCUUUGGACAAUGAAGUAGCCAAUGUCAAAAAGGCAUUAAGGACCCAAGUACAAGAUGAAGAAAUGUCAGUUGAUACUAGUGGUCCUUCCAAAAAAUCUGUUAAAGGAGCUAGGUCUGGUGGAAAUAAAUUAUGGUCUAAAUAAAUAAUAGUUUGAUAAUUGUUAUUACUUUUUUUUGCAUACAAUAGUUUUAUUAUUUGCAUUAGAUAUUAAGUCUAUUAAGCUAUAAAUAUACGGUAAAAUUACUAAUAAAA
Messenger RNA from Sipha flava (yellow sugarcane aphid), 1223 nucleotides. RefSeq names its product COP9 signalosome complex subunit 7b-like. Gene Ontology annotation, biological process: COP9 signalosome assembly. Gene Ontology annotation, cellular component: COP9 signalosome. Bases 352 to 1113 code for a protein of 253 amino acids. The record is from RefSeq and is a predicted model, not a curated record. The transcript has a single exon. Lineage: Eukaryota; Metazoa; Arthropoda; Insecta; Hemiptera; Aphididae.